This is a messenger RNA of Pararge aegeria (speckled wood butterfly), 2403 nucleotides long. It is a transcript of the gene Dredd, whose product is annotated as caspase-8. The record is from RefSeq and is a predicted model, not a curated record. The transcript has a single exon. The coding region runs from base 237 to 1868 and encodes 543 amino acids. Gene Ontology annotation, molecular function: cysteine-type endopeptidase activity. Gene Ontology annotation, biological process: proteolysis. NCBI's taxonomy places the organism in Eukaryota, Metazoa, Arthropoda, Insecta, Lepidoptera, Nymphalidae.
CAUUUAAUUUUUGUGUGUGCUAGAACGUACUUUUAGUAACUUGUAAACAUCGUCAAAAAGAUCAAAAUUCUAAGACUCAAAAUUCUCUAUAAUGAAAUAAUAAUAUAAAUGAAUCGAAUCAGUUAUAUUGGAAACUAGUAUUAGUGAAGUCGUUAGAAAAUAGUCAUUACAUAUAAAAUUCAACUUUACCUAGGUCGGUGACUAAUUCAAUAUUAACGUUAAUCGUCCCCGUGUUUAUGUUAAAAAUGUUGCGUGCUGAUGCUGAAGUUAAAUCAUUGGAUAAUUUGUUUAAAAAUAUAAAUUCCGUAAGUCUUGAUACAAUAUUAAAACUGCAAAAUGACAUUGUUCCGAACGACAUGACUUCAUUAGUGUUCUUAUUGUAUGAAGUUCCGGACACAGCGCUCCAACGAUUAAUUGUUUAUCAGAGAGUAUCAAAAGAUUUCGAGAGAAACAACAUGAACUUACUAUAUGAUUGGGCUCUUUAUGCGCAGUCUCGACCAACUUGGAGAUAUGAAUUCUUAGAAGCACUUUGUAUAUGCAGACUGUAUAAUGUUAUUAGAAAGCUUGGAUUCAAUGUUUCUAAUGUAAAGAAACACUAUCUACCGGAAAAUGUUUAUGUGAAUGUCUACAUUGAUCCAGUGAAAAAAGUUUUGUAUAAUCUUUGUGAAAGUAUGACAUCGGAGAAUUAUGCAAAAUUGAAAAGAACAUUAACCACAUAUAAAAUAGAUGUAUCUGAACAUGAAACAUGUGAAGCAGUAUUCUUAGAACUUAUGUGUCAGAAGUUUAUUAAACUGGGACAAUAUAAUAGGGAAACCAAAGCAUACACUGCAACAUAUGAUGUAGAAUUACUUAUAAAGAUUAUCAAACCCUUUGGAGCCCUUAGCAAGUUUGCUACAAUUUUAAGAGAAGUACAAAGCCAGAUCAAUACUCAGAAUAGUUCUGGUGAAUCAAAUGCUUCGGGCACUCCUGUAACUAAACAAAGUUUAAAUGAUUCAAAAAGCCAAAAUGAAAAUGUUAAAGAAAGCUUUGAUGAUAUAUUUAAGCUCCUCAAUGACUUACAUUUGGAAGAUGUACCCAUCCAGAAUUUGAAAUCAGAUACUACAAUAAUACAAAGAGAUGCAUAUAUUAUUAAAAAUAAAAACCGUCUUGGUAUUUGUUGUAUUAUCAACCAGGAAAAUUUUCAUCCUUCAAAACAUAGUAUCGACAGAAAAGAAAUACUAUAUCUUGAAGAUCGUUUAGGUUCCACAAAGGAUCUCUAUUGUUUAGAAAGGACUAUGUCCUCAUUGAAAUUUGAAGUAAAGAGUAAAUCUAAUUUGGAUCAUAUAGAAUUCAUAAAAUUUAUCAAAGAUGUCAUACAAAAUGAUGUUAAGCCUGAAGAUAGUGUUUUUAUGCUUUGUAUUUUAUCACAUGGAGUUAGAGGUCAUGUAUAUGCAGCCGAUUCAGUGAAAAUAAAUGUAGAUGAUAUUAAAAACAUGUUAGACUCUGAUGAUGCUAAAAACCUUCACGGUGUACCUAAAGUAUUGAUACUUCAAGCCUGCCAAGUGGAAGAAGACCCAGAAGUGAGCAACAAAUUAGUUGCAGAUGGGCCAAACGCAAACUACUAUUUGAGGAAGUCACACUUUCUUAUUUGUUGGGCUACUGCUCCAGAAUAUGAAGCAUACAGAAUUAUAGAUAAAGGAUCUUUGUUUAUUCAAUGCUUAUGUGCUAAGAUGAAGAAAGAAAGAAAUGAACAUUUAUAUGACAUAUUUACUAAAGUAACAAACACAGUUACCUCUCUAUGUACAAAGCUCCACAAGGCUCAAGUACCAAUAUGUGAAUCUACUUUAGUCAAAAAGUUAUAUAUUCAUGAUAGAUUUCCUGAAAAGUAAAAAUUAUAUCUAAAUGGAUAUUAAUUAGUACUACAAUGUAAUACUUAACAUAGUUUUUUUUCAAUCUGCUAGUGUUAAGUUCAUCAAUCAAGUUGAAUUGUGCUUAUUGAAAUUAGAGCCUCCAUCAUUUCUUAAGACAUUCAACAAACAAAUAAAUAGUUUCAUAAAUAAACAAAUCUAUAGUUUCAUAUGUUUGAUUCUAUACCAGCAGUUUCAUUUUAAAUUAUUCAAAUUGAACCUAUCACUUAGAAGGUGUGACGGGUAUUACAAAAAGCAAAAAAAUGUGAAUAAUAUGGACAUAAAACUUGACCUGGUGGUGCUGCAAUUAGUUUCUAGGUUUUUUUAAGAUAUAUUAUAACCGAUUUGGUGCAGCCAAAGUUGUGCAAGUCAGCUAAUCUUCAAUAAAUCUUCAAUGCAGUUUUUGGUUCACAAAUAAAAACCGUUUGGAUUAUAUCUACUGGGAUUAUGCAAAACUAUGCUCAUGUUGAGUGAAAUUAAGCUGAUAUUUUAUAUUUAAAUUUUCAUGAGGUAAUUU